Messenger RNA from Coregonus clupeaformis (lake whitefish), 2870 nucleotides. Its product is annotated as tubulin beta-4B chain-like. Gene Ontology annotation, cellular component: microtubule; cytoplasm. The record is from RefSeq and is a predicted model, not a curated record. Lineage: Eukaryota; Metazoa; Chordata; Actinopteri; Salmoniformes; Salmonidae. The transcript has 4 exons. Gene Ontology annotation, biological process: microtubule cytoskeleton organization; mitotic cell cycle. Gene Ontology annotation, molecular function: structural constituent of cytoskeleton; GTP binding; GTPase activity. Bases 145 to 1482 code for a protein of 445 amino acids.
AGCUUUCUUUUCCCUCUCGCUCUCUCUCUCUCAACGGCUUGCUCGACUUCAGACGCUUACAAAAAGGCGCGUAGUACAGAUUAAAGUUAUUGUCAGAUGUUUACAAGUGAUCUUUAUUAAUUUACACGGCAACUCGAUUUUAACAUGAGGGAGAUUGUUCAUCUGCAGGCCGGUCAAUGUGGAAAUCAGAUCGGUGCCAAGUUUUGGGAGGUAAUCAGUGACGAGCAUGGAAUAGACCCAACAGGCACUUACCAUGGAGAUAGCGAUCUGCAGCUUGAGAGAAUCAAUGUGUACUACAAUGAGGCAACAGGUGGCAAGUAUGUUCCUCGUGCCGUUCUAGUUGAUCUGGAGCCUGGCACCAUGGACUCUGUCCGGUCUGGACCAUUUGGCCAAAUAUUCAGACCGGACAACUUUGUCUUUGGACAGAGUGGUGCAGGUAACAACUGGGCAAAGGGCCAUUACACUGAGGGAGCAGAGCUGGUAGACUCUGUCCUGGACGUGGUAAGAAAGGAAGCCGAGAGCUGCGACUGUCUUCAGGGCUUCCAGCUCACCCACUCCCUUGGAGGCGGCACAGGCUCUGGCAUGGGUACCCUGUUGAUUAGCAAGAUCCGUGAGGAGUACCCUGACCGCAUCAUGAACACCUUCAGUGUGGUGCCCUCCCCCAAAGUGUCAGACACCGUGGUGGAGCCCUACAAUGCCACCCUGUCUGUGCAUCAGCUAGUGGAGAACACUGACGAGACCUUUUGCAUCGACAACGAGGCCUUGUAUGACAUCUGCUUUCGCACCCUGAAGCUGACGACGCCCACUUACGGGGACCUCAACCACCUGGUGUCAGCCACCAUGAGUGGUGUCACCACCUGCCUGCGUUUCCCCGGCCAGCUCAACGCUGACCUGCGUAAGCUAGCUGUCAACAUGGUCCCAUUCCCCCGCCUGCAUUUCUUCAUGCCAGGCUUUGCCCCCCUCACCAGCAGAGGUAGCCAGCAGUACAGAGCGCUGACGGUGCCCGAACUCACCCAGCAGAUGUUCGAUGCCAAGAACAUGAUGGCCGCCUGCGACCCCCGCCACGGCCGCUACCUCACUGUGGCCGCCAUCUUCCGCGGGCGCAUGUCCAUGAAGGAGGUGGAUGAGCAGAUGCUGAACGUGCAGAACAAGAACAGCAGCUACUUUGUCGAAUGGAUCCCCAACAAUGUCAAGACUGCAGUCUGCGACAUCCCGCCCCGUGGCCUCAAGAUGGCUGCCACCUUCAUCGGCAACAGCACGGCCAUCCAGGAGCUGUUCAAGCGCAUCUCUGAGCAGUUCACAGCCAUGUUCCGACGCAAGGCCUUCCUGCACUGGUACACCGGAGAGGGCAUGGAUGAGAUGGAGUUCACAGAGGCCGAGAGCAACAUGAACGACCUGGUGUCCGAGUACCAGCAGUACCAGGACGCCACCGCUGAGGAGGAGGGCGAGUUUGAGGAGGAGGGAGAAGAGGAUAUGGGUUAAACUAAAAUCAAUUUCAACUGCAAUCCAUCCCUUUUGUUUCAGGUUGUUCUUUUAUUCUCUUUCACUGCACAAGGAGCUGCUGUCAGUGUUUAACCUGUUGUAAUUGCAAUAAAUCUUAUCAGCAUUUAAAAACUUGUUUGUGUUCCUUUUGUAGAUGUACAUUUCUGAAAAACAGGAGAAAUUGGAAAAUAGAUCUUCCUUUACUAUAGUACAGUUCUUGUCAAGUGCCUUUAUAGAUCAAGAAGCAGUAAAAGCAUAAACAAACAUUUCUACAAUACAUCAUUUGUUAAUAUAAUCUUGAAAUGAUUCCAUCAUGUCUUUUUAUAGUUGGUUACAUUGGGAUUAUAGCAAAAUAAAUGACCUUUUAAAUGAAUCACACUUGGAAGAAAUUGAAUUCAUGUCAUUGGCAAUUUAGUGUUAUAGGAAUUCUAUUUUAAGGGACAUUGGUUUAAUAAAAGCUGCAACAUACAAAUUGUAUGCUUGCUACAAGUCCACGGUCUUGCUCCCUCCAAGUUUGGAGAGGACAAUGCAUUUUUUAUGCUUGGUUUUCACAUGCAAUGUUACAAAUUACUCUUGUUUUGAAGGAAACUUUCUACAGAGAAGUGCUCGGAAGGCAUUGGCCAGGAAAAAGGUUGGUCUAUAUUACAACACAGUGCACAGGGACAACUUGGGUUGGGGAACUUUAAGCUAGACAUUGGUGGCCACCAUUUUCUACUUCACAUUAAUUUGCGUCUACAUAUUAGUUUCUAUGUGCAAUGGUCUCUUCCAUUGCGCAAACUAAAGUACAUCCCACUCCUGAGAUUUUCAAGUAGUACAAAUAUAUGGACUUAAGCAAUUGGUGGUGAAGGAGCACUUGCAUUCAUUUACAAACAUUACAGAAUACAACUAACAAAAUAUAGACCUUGGAGAUGUUGACGAUGAGCAAUUGAAAAGGUUGUCAGCAUACCACAGUAAGUUUUGUAUGGGUAAAUAAAUAUUUUAUACCAUCACCUGUUUGAGAUUUUUUAAAUGUCCAAUACACACUAAAAUUUAAAUAUCUUAUUGUUUGGGAGAUUUCACAAUUUUGCAGAAUGUGGAACUUACUUGAGGGGUUGCUGAUCAUUAAACUGCCUUCAAUGAAACUCCCAAACGUGUUUGUGCCUACAUGAAAACAUUUGUGUUUUGCUAAAGAUCUAAAUUCAAUGUAGAUUGUAGAAUCGACUUGGGUUACUGACCAUAGAGAAUCUUUAUUACUUUCAAAUUCCUGCACGAUGACAAUAGAUUUCCAUUAAACUGACCGUUAAAUUAAAUAAUUUAUAUAAUAUAUAUUAAUAGCUAUAAUCAAAACCUUUUCUUUCUCUCAAAGAAUCCAUCCACAUAUAACCUCUGUUAAUAAUUUCCUUUGAGAA